GAUUUUUUUGCUUAAAAAUAAUUAAUGAGCCUUAUAUAUUCAAAUUUUUUUGAUAAAAUCAUUAUAACACGUUUAUUACACAAAAGACCUGGGCGCAACCGGUAAGGAUUUAACCGUGUAGUUUUUUGACGGUGCUAGUUUGGUUUCUUAUCUCUUAUGUGUUAUGGUCACGGAUAUGACCAAGGUCUCUAUUCGUGAAAAGUAGUAUGGUACAAGAAGUUACAAACGUAAUUCAUUUGAAAUUUAAUUUAUAAAUUGAUAUUAUUUACUAUUAUCACAUUUCAAACUAUCCGUUCAGCGUUCCAGUAGAGUGAGAAUUAAUUUACCAUUCGCUUACAUUUAUGCAUUUUGUAAGUUUUAUUACUGCUUUAAAUUUUCAUAGUAAUUUUUAACAUUAUUAUAAUGGUCUGAAAAGUGAAAACGCAUUGCAAAUCAAAAAUUCAUGUCGUUUGGUUAAAUUAUUAAGUAUUUUCAUGAAAUAGUCUCUUCAAUCAGCUCAAGAUGAGAAGUGAAACUAAUAGUGCUAAACCUGAAAUGUGUAUUAAGAAUAGGGACAAUUUGUAUAGACUCAUCAUAAGUCAACUCUUUUAUGAUGGUCAUUCAACUAUUGCUUCGAGUUUGGCCACCCAAGUGAAUGCUGACCCUCCGUGUUCUCCUUCGGAUAGACUUAUGAGUGUGGUGGCCAAAGGUCUGCAGCAUGAAACUGAUAGACAAAAAGAAUCUGAACAAGUGUUGAACUUAAAUCCUAUCCAACAAAUGUUGAUCGGGCCAGGAAUUGAUUUGGAAUUUGAGACUGAUGUAAGUUGUACUGCUCCUGAACCAUCACUCUAUGAAACUGUAUAUGUGACAUCACAUAAAGGGGCAUGUCGAGCUGGCGCUUUUAGUCCUGAUGGACAAUUAAUUGCAACAGGAAGUAGUGAUGCAUCAAUCAAAAUUUUGGAUGUUGAAAGAAUGUUGGCUAAAGCGCAUGAUAUCAGCAGUAAUGAUAAUCAAGAAGGACAGGGGCAUCCUGUGAUUCGGACUUUAUAUGACCAUUUAGAAGAAGUGACUUGUUUAGAAUUUCAUCCCAAUAAACCGAUUUUGGCUUCGGGUUCUCGAGAUUGUCAUGUUAAACUUUUUGACUAUUCAAAAACAUCCGUAAAAAAAGCUUUCAAGACUAUAAAUGAUGUUGAACCAAUAACAUGUAUAAGUUUUCAUCCACUUGGAGAUUUUUUAGUAAUGGGUACCAAUAGUCCUGUCAUAAGACUUUACGACAUAAAUACAGUUCAGUGUUACGUUUGUUCACUUCCUACUCAUCAACAUACUGGUCCUGUUACAUCUAUCAAUUAUGAACCAAGCGCCAGGUACUUUGUGUCUUCCAGUCGAGAUGGAUCUAUUAAAUUAUGGGAUGCUGUGUCCAAUAAAUGUAUUAACACAUUUGAAAAAGCACAUGAUGGUAGUCAAGUGUGUUCUGUGACAUUUUCUAGAAAUGGAAAGUACAUAUUAUCAUCGGGUAAAGAUUCGUUAGUGAAACUUUGGGAGUUAUCCACUAGUAGGUGUCUAAUUGCCUACACUGGGGCUGGAACAACAGGAAAACAAGAGCACCGUACACAAGCAUUAUUUAAUCACACAGAAGAGUAUGUUAUGUUUCCGGAUGAAGCCACUACUUCUUUGUGUGCUUGGAAUGCUCGAAAUGCCUCCCGACAACAGUUAUUAUCUUUAGGACACAAUGGACCAAUUCGUUCAAUAGUUCACUCUCCAAAUUCUGCAGCAUUUUUAACUUGUUCAGAUGAUUUCAGAGCCCGUUUUUGGUAUAGAAAACAUUUAAUUGGUGCAUAACUUUGAAUUAAUUUUGAUUUCAUAUAUUUAAAAUAAUUUAUUAAUAAGCUU
Molecule: messenger RNA, 1869 nt
Organism: Sipha flava (yellow sugarcane aphid)
Lineage: Eukaryota; Metazoa; Arthropoda; Insecta; Hemiptera; Aphididae
Gene: CstF50
Product: cleavage stimulation factor subunit 1
Exons: 9
Coding region: 502-1818 (438 amino acids)
Biological process (GO): mRNA 3'-end processing
Cellular component (GO): mRNA cleavage stimulating factor complex
Molecular function (GO): RNA binding; protein binding
Source: RefSeq, a predicted model, not a curated record